Molecule: messenger RNA, 2385 nt
Organism: Botrytis cinerea B05.10
Lineage: Eukaryota; Fungi; Ascomycota; Leotiomycetes; Helotiales; Sclerotiniaceae
Exons: 9
Coding region: 375-2135 (586 amino acids)
Biological process (GO): L-valine biosynthetic process
Cellular component (GO): mitochondrion; acetolactate synthase complex
Molecular function (GO): magnesium ion binding; flavin adenine dinucleotide binding; acetolactate synthase activity
Source: RefSeq, a predicted model, not a curated record
GAAUGAAUGGAAGGCAUAAUGCACCUAUUAUUCAUCAUAUUGAGAAUGACUUUUUGGAUUGAUGGAGUGUUGUUCCCAGAAUUCGAUCUAUCUAAUCCGACAUUCUCAGACUGCAAGACACGUAUACAGAGAAUAGAUUGAGCCAUAGAUUUGACUAUUUACAAAUAAGGAAGGUUGACGCUAUGAAGUACCCCGGAUCUAACUGUUUUGGUAAGCCGAAACUACCCCUCUCUCAUAACCUAGCUUCCCGAGCUUCUCUAGCUUUAUUACCAUACAUCCCGCAUAUCUGUUUGUACUUCCAUACUUUUCAAGAAAACAAACACACAACACCCUUUUUUCAGAUCUGACAACACCAAGAAUUCAAGAUAUUAAACAUGGUUACUGCUUCGUACGCCUUCUUUGAGGCUCUUGUUGAGGCGGGAGUAACUCAUUGCUUCGUUAACUUAGGAUCGGAUCAUCCUUCUAUUUUAGAAGCUUUAAUUACGCUUAAGCGGGAGAAUAAGGGUCCAGAAGUUAUAACAUGUCCAAACGAAAUGGUAGCCCUCUCCAUGGCAGAUGGGUAUGCCCGUCUAACUGGCAAACCUCAAUGCGUAAUUGUACACGUCGACGUAGGAACCCAAGGAUUAGGAGCAGCGGUUCACAAUGCCUCGUGCGGACGAGCACCUGUUCUUAUAUUUGCCGGUCUAUCCCCCUAUACAAUUGAAGGAGAAAUGCGCGGAUCACGAACGGAAUAUAUUCAUUGGAUACAAGAUGUACCCAACCAAGCUGAGAUUGUCAGACAAUAUUGUCGAUAUUCAAUGGAGAUUAAGACGGGAAGGAAUAUCAAACAAAUGGUUAAUAGGGCUCUUCAAUGGGCUACCAGUGCUCCUGCUGGACCAGUUUAUUUGUAUUCAGCGAGAGAGGUUAUGGAAGAGGAAAUUGAUGACUAUGAUUUGGUUCAGGAACAUUGGAAUGCAGUGGAGCCAGCUGCACUUUCUGAGAGUUCAGUUGCUACGAUUUCUGAAGCCUUGGUCAAUGCAAAAGAGCCAUUGAUUAUUACUGGCUAUAGUGGUCGGAAUCAUAAGUCAGUAGGAGCUCUAGUUGAGUUGGCGGAUACCGUUAAAGGUCUUCGUGUUUUAGAUACUGGUGGGAGUGAUAUGUGCUUUCCAGCUGAUCAUCGUGCUUGGUUGGGAUUGAGAUAUGGCAGUGAUAAGGCUAUUGAAACUGCCGACGUCAUUAUUGUCAUUGAUUGCGAUGUACCCUGGGUCAACACUUUGUGUCAUCCGUCAAAAUCGGCCAAGAUAUUCCAUAUUGAUGUUGAUCCACUCAAACAACAAAUGCCAGUAUUCUAUCUAGCCGCACUUUCUCGUUACAGAGCAGAUAGUUACACAUCCAUCAGUCAACUUACGAAAUACAUAAAAAAUGCUAGUGACUUCGCUAGUACCCUCUCAUCCUCACCAUACACCGAGCGCUGGGAAGCUCUUGCUACAGAUCACACCAAACGCCUUGAAUCUAUUAACGCCGCUUCAUCAAAGGUCUUUGAAGAUGAUUCUUUCGGCACCGGUUACCUCUGUCAACAACUACGUAAGAUCGUACCUGCUGACACAAUCUUCGCCAUCGAAGCCGUCACAAAUACCGUAUUCGUAGCAGACAAUAUCCAACCUACUCUUCCCGGUUCUUGGAUCAAUUGUGGAGGUGGAGGACUAGGAUGGUCUGGUGGCGGAGCCUUAGGUAUUAAAUUAGCUUCUGAGAUUGAAAAUGGGAAAGGAAAGGGAAAAUUCGUCGUGCAAAUUGUUGGAGAUGGAACAUUUUUAUUCUCAGUUCCAGGAAGUGUUUAUUGGAUUUGUCAAAGAUAUGGUAUUCCGGUUCUAACUAUUGUUUUGAACAACAAGGGUUGGCACGCACCAAAACGAUCUCUCAUGCUAGUUCAUCCAGAUGGUAUCGGAUCCAAAGCCACAAACGAAGAAUUGAACAUUUCUUUCGCACCACAAGUCCCAGAUUACGCGGGAAUAGCUAGGGCCGCAUCUGGAAACAGCGUGAUGGCGGAAAAGAUUUCGAAAGCUAGUGAGAUUGAGAAGGUUUUGCUAAAGGCGGUGGAAUGUGUCAAAGGGGGUACGACAGCGGUUAUCGAUGCGGUUGUUGUGCCUGGUUGUUAGAAGAGUGCGUAGCUGGUGAUUGAAUAUGGAUAUGGCGACUGGGAGGAGGGAUUUUUGAUGGGUUACAGGCUUACAUGGGAUUCGGAGGUAGUAGAUUAGAUUUGCGUGCAUGAUAGUAAGGUGGUUUAUUGAUGAAAUUAUGAUAUUUUAUGAAGUAUUGAAGAGAUGUUGUGUUGUAGUGAAUAUGCUUUCUUCAAGAAACGAGAUUAGGCGAAAUCAGGUGAAUUAGUGAAUGAAUGAAUGUAUUUCA